Molecule: messenger RNA, 5201 nt
Organism: Physcomitrium patens
Lineage: Eukaryota; Viridiplantae; Streptophyta; Bryopsida; Funariales; Funariaceae
Source: RefSeq, a predicted model, not a curated record
GUUGCUUGCCUCUGGGCCAUCCAGUAUGAGCCCGUGCGUGAGCAUCGUCUGCGGUUUGCCUGGGUUCCUGGUGACAUGGGUCCAUGGGCAUGUUGCCUGGUACAAAUGGGACCUUCUAUUCUUUUUGUUUCUUUAAACGAGCUCCUCACGUUAAGCUCGAGCCUCGAGCUUUAGAAUGGAAGUUGGCUCCGUGUCUCUCACCGUCUCGGACUCUUGGAGCCCUUUCAUCUCGGAACACCAGUCGUAGUAACUCGCAGCAUUGACGAGAGUCUAGCUGACAAAGAACUCCAUCAGUGUCACUUGUUUUGAGGGAAAUUCAGGCACUCCACUGAUCGAAAGCCAUGGCGGGUGAUAAAUUGACGAAGGAGGACCUGGAGAUUGGAGACGAGAGUAGAGAUGUGCACCCGAGGGCCUUGUCCAAUGCGGGGUCGCGGCAACAGUCGAUGUCGCGGAGCAUGCGAGGAACAAGCGCCGGACUCUCGGCCAGCUUCUCGCGAUCCCAAGGUCUCGGUUACUUCGGCGGCUCGAAUCCUUUCGAGGCGGCGACCAUGGGCUCCACUCAUGAGCAGGACGAAGAGGCCCUGAAGUGGGCAGCUCUGGAGAAGCUCCCCACGUUCAACCGCCUGCGAACCUCCAUCUUUGAGAAAGAUACUGGUAGCAUCCGUCACAUUGACGUGGAGCACCUGUCGUCUCACGACAUCCACCAUCUGCUGACCAAGUUCCAGAAAGUUACGGACGACGAUAAUGAGCAGAUCCUUGCCAAAGUGCGCAAACGCCUGGACAAAGUGGGAAUCGACCUGCCCACGGUGGAAGUUCGGUACGAGAAUCUCAACAUCAAGGCGAAUUGUCACGUCGGAAACAGGGGAUUGCCAACGCUUUUGAACGUCGUACGAGACAUAGUGGAGAGCAUCCUCGAUCUUAUGUAUCUGCUUCCAACGAAGAAGAAAGAGCUCACCAUUCUGGACAACGUCAGCGGGACCCUCAAACCUGGCCGAAUGACGUUACUCUUGGGGCCACCGGGCUCGGGCAAGACGACGUUGCUGCUGGCCCUCGCGGGGAAGCUUGACCGCAGCCUGAAGGUGAGCGGAAAAAUCAGCUACAACGGCCACUCAUUCAAUGAGUUCGUGCCACAGAAAACGGCAGCUUAUGUGAGCCAGAAUGAUCUCCACGUUGGUGAGCUCACAGUUCGUGAGACUUUGGACUUCUCCGCUCAUGUCCAAGGAGUUGGCAAUCAAUACGAAAUUCUUGAGGAAGUCACGAAAAGGGAGAAGCAAGCCGGUAUUAGGCCGGAUGCUGAUGUCGACACGUACAUGAAAGCUACAGCGAUUCCGGGAAGUAAUGCGAACCUCUCAGUCGAGUACACUUUAAGGAUGCUUGGACUCGAUAUUUGUGCAGACACCGUUCUCGGCGAUGAAAUGCGGCGAGGCGUUUCGGGGGGUCAAAAGAAACGUGUUACCACAGGUGAGAUGAUUGUCGGCCCUAUGAAGGUGCUUUUCAUGGACGAGAUCUCGACUGGGUUGGAUAGUUCGACAACCUUCAACAUUGUGAAAAGUUUGCGCAGAUUCACGCACGAGCUCUCCGCAACAGUAUUAAUCUCGUUGUUACAGCCAGCACCCGAGACCUUCAACCUCUUCGAUGACGUGCUCUUACUCUCAGAGGGUCAAGUUGUCUACCAUGGCCCUAUUCAGCACGUUGCAGAAUUUUUCGAGCAAUGUGGGUUCAAGAGCCCAGAUAGGAAGGGUAUUGCUGAUUUCUUGCAAGAGGUCACUUCCCGCAAGGAUCAAGAGCAGUACUGGAUGGACAAACGUAAACCUUAUCGAUACGUCCCCGUGAAGAGAUUUGUGGAGGAAUUUCAAAAUUUCCGUGUCGGCGCUAACCUGAAAGAGGAUCUUAUGGUACCAUACCCAAAAGAUAAAUGUCACCCGGCAGCCCUAAGCAAACAGAAAUUCACAAUCUCUAAACUCGAACUCUUUAAGGCUACAUUCAACCGUGAAUUACUCCUAAUGAAACGAAAUUCCAUUGUCUUCUUUGUGAAGGGUUUCCAGGUCACGGUUGGAGCAUUCAUCUCCAUGACCGUCUUCUUCCGGACCCGACUCAGCCAGAACUCAGUUCGCGAGGGAACUUUGUACCUAAACGCCCUUUUCUAUGCAGUUAUUGUCUUCAUGUUCACAGGUUUUGGAGAGCUUGCAUCCACUAUCCAGCGCUUGCCGGUGCUCGUUCGGCAACGUGACAUGCUCUUUGCGCCUGCGUGGACUUAUUCCGUUUCUGUCAUGGUGCUUAGCAUUCCAGUCUCUAUUUUUGAGGCCGGAAUUUACACUUGCAUGACAUAUUAUGUGACUGGAUACGCACCCGAAGCAAGCCGCUUCUUCAAGCACUUUCUGGCACUAUUCUUGAUCCAACAACAAGCAGGUGGCAUGUUCCGAUUCGUCGGGGGCGUGUGCAGAACAAUUACUUUAGGAUACACAUUAGGCUGGAUUCUGUUGCUCAUCAUUUUCAUGCUUGGGGGGUUCAUUAUGCCUCGUCCGUCGCUUCCAGUGUGGUGGCGGUGGGGUUAUUGGAUUAGCAACUUGAGUUACUCGGUAAACGCAAUCUCUGUGAACGAAUUUACAGCUUCACGAUGGGACAAGCCAGCUUCACCAGGUAGUACGGACAGGCUGGGUGACGUUAUUCUAAGAGCCUUUGGACAGCAUGUGGAGGCCUAUUGGUACUGGCUUGGUAUUGGUGCUCUCCUGGGUUUCUAUGUAUUGUUCAACUUUGGGUUUACCCUUAGUCUUGGCUACAUGCCAGCGUUGGGGAAACCUCAAGCAAUCAUGUCCGAAGAAGAGCUGGCAGAGAAAGAAGCAAACAGAACUGGCGUGAGCCUCAACCUAGCCAAUUCUCGUAGCCGGUCACACAGGUCUGGUCCGUCUCGGCCACUGGCAGCUAUUAUGAGUGAGAGGAAAGGUGCUACAACAGCCAACAGUCGCAGCCGCCGAUUAUCACAGGAUAAACACAGCGAGUCUGAAGAAGACACAGAGGCAGUUCCCGAUGCUGGAGUUGUGAAGCGGGGAAUGAUUUUGCCUUUCCAGCCAUUGUCAAUUUCAUUUGAGGAUAUCAGUUACUUCGUUGACAUGCCGGCAGAAAUGAGAUCUGCCGAAGUGACAGAGACCAGACUCCAGCUACUCACUAAAAUCACUGGUGCAUUUCAACCAGGAGUGCUUACAGCUUUAGUAGGUGUUAGUGGAGCUGGUAAAACGACGCUUAUGGAUGUUCUGGCUGGACGCAAAACGGGCGGAUAUAUUGAGGGUGACAUUCGGAUAUCUGGAUAUCCAAAGAAACAAGAAACAUUUGCUCGGAUCUCCGGGUAUUGCGAGCAGACUGACAUUCAUUCUCCUCAAAUUACAGUGCGAGAGUCCCUCAUUUACUCUGCCUGGCUCCGGCUUGCAUCUGAAGUCUCAGAUGAGACUAAAAUGGCUUUUGUGGAAGAAGUGUUGGAGCUAGUGGAAUUGAAGCCAUUGGAGAAUGCCAUAGUAGGAUUGCCAGGCGUUACAGGGUUGUCAACAGAGCAAAGGAAAAGGCUCACGAUAGCUGUGGAGUUGGUUGCUAACCCUUCCAUCAUUUUCAUGGAUGAGCCCACGAGUGGGCUGGAUGCCCGAGCAGCUGCCAUUGUGAUGCGAUGUGUUCGAAACACGGUGGACACAGGAAGAACGGUUGUGUGCACUAUUCACCAACCGAGCAUUGAUAUAUUUGAAGCAUUUGACGAGCUCUUGUUGUUGAAGCGAGGAGGUCAGGUCAUUUAUGCAGGCGAAUUGGGUCAUCAUUCUCAUAAACUUGUCGAGUAUUUUGAGGCAAUCCCUGGUGUCUCCAAAAUCACGGAAGGAUAUAAUCCUGCAACGUGGAUGUUGGAAGUGUCCAAUGUUGAAGAGGAAAUGCAACUUGGAGUGGACUUCGCAGAUAUUUAUCUGAAGUCUUCUCUUUACCAACGCAAUAAAACCCUUGUUAACGAACUACAUAUACCAUCCCCAGGCUCGGAGGACCUGAGUUUUCCUACUCAGUUCCCUCUAACGUUCUUUCAGCAGCUGUGGUGCAUCCUCUGGAAGCAAAACUUGACCUAUUGGAGAAGCCCAGAUUACAACCUUGUCCGUGGAGGCUUCACAUUCUUCACUGCACUCAUCUGUGGAAGCAUUUUCUGGGGUGUUGGGCAAAAGUAUAAGACAAGUUCAGAUCUAAUUAUCACUCUGGGAGCACUAUACGGCUCGACCCUCUUCAUAUGCUUCAACAACGCUGGUACAGUGCAGGCCAUGGUGAGUAUUGAACGAACUGUCCACUACAGGGAGAAGGCCGCCGGGAUGUACUCUGCCAUACCGUACGCACUGGCUCAGGUGUUGAUAGAAUUUCCAUAUGUGCUAGUGCAAGCCACUAUGUAUGGCCUGAUCACGUAUGCAAUGCUGCAAUUCGAAUGGACUGCAGCCAAGUUCUUUUGGUACUUUUACAUCUUGUAUAUCAGCUUGCUCAUCUACACUUUCUACGGUAUGAUGAUGGUGGCUCUCACUCCGAACUUCAUCCUGGCCUCCAUUGUGAGCGCCUUCUUCUACACGCUCUUCAACCUUUUCACUGGAUUCUUGAUUCCACGACCGGACAUCCCUCCCUGGUGGAUCUGGUAUUACUGGUUCUGUCCCUUAGCCUGGACCAUUUACGGCCUCGUCGCAUCCCAGUUCGGUGACAUCUCAGAAGAACUUUUUGUCGUCGGAGAUACAGACCCUACAACAGUGAGCGAUUAUCUUCGCCACAACUUCGGAUUCCGCCAUGACUUUCUGUCGGCUGUUGGCCCCGUUCUCUUCCUCUGGAUGCUACUUUUCGCAGGCGUUUUUAUCUUAGCCAUCAAGUUUCUCAACUUCCAGCGCCGGUAAGCUAGUGGCCUCUGGUGGAUUCUGUCGGCACUGGAAUGCCGUGUAUGGUAAAUGAUGCGAGCGGAGUAUCCCGAGUCUCUGCACUGAAUAACAGAAUUUUUAUCUAGCCUGUCAAAUGCCAAGUGCUGAGGUAGGACAAUUACAGGAAUAUCAUAGCUCCCACUGUAAAAUCACAGUUCAGUCCAUCUCAAGAACCACUUUACAUCAAGAGUUAAAAUCGAACAAACUGUGAUGGUAAAAGGAAGUUCAACACGAAAUUUUAUGGACAUCUAGUGUGUAAUUUAAUAACAUUUUCAACUAUAUUCGGCAAAA